AUUUUUGUUUGAAGUUCAGUACUUACAAAUACUAUCAACUAACAAUACUGGCAACUCCAUUUAAAAUACAUUGGGCGUUUUUGUCGCAACAAGGGCGCUAUCUGAGCGGCUUGGCAAGUAACAGUAAGUAAUAGGCAUUCAUGUCAAGGGCUGUGAUUGGUCGAUUUAAAUCUCGCGGCUAUCAGUACCACACAACAAACUAAAAAAACGAACUGAUAAAACAUCAUAAUACCGCAAAAUUCAAUUCAACCAAUCAGAAUGCUUCUGAUAGGAUUUAGUUACUUGCCUGGCCGCUAGGAGGAUUAAACAUCAUUUUUCAACAGAGUUGCCAGUAUUGUUAGUUGAUAGUAUUUGGUACUUACGAUUCGCAGCUGCUUUUUGCCUUGUUUUCGCAACUUCAAACUUCCACAACUUUUGAACCGUUGCACAUAGAGCUCUCGGUACAAAUCCAUCUUAAAGAGGAUGAAACUCCGAAUAUUUUGGUAUAUUAACAUAAGCAUAGGUUUACUGAAAAUUUCGACAAUUUUUCGUUUAAUGUUGACAUAUAGUAUGAAAAAUGCGGUUAAAGUAUUCAUUAAAUCGUUAAUUUUCCUCUAAAUGGUGAAAAAUUAGUAUCAAUCGAUAGGGAAUUUCAUUGUCUUUAAUUUAAGACUAACUAAAAGUUCAUCAGAACUCGCGAACAAUCGAAAAAUUUGCUGUUUUUCGCGAAUCACCAAAGAUAUUACCAUCUACCAAAUACUAUCAACUAACAAUACUGGCAACUCCAUUUAAAAUACAUUGGGCGUUUUUGUCGCAACAAGGGCGCUAUCUGAGCGACUUGGCAAGUAACAGUAAUUAAUAGGCAUUUAUGUCAAGGGCUGUGAUUGGUCGAUUUAAAUCUCGCGGAUAUCAGUAGUACCACACAACACACACAACAAACUAAAAAAACGAACUGAUAAAACAUCAUUAUCCCGCAAAAUUCAAUUCAACCAAUCAGAAUGCUUCUAAUAGGAUUUAGUUACUUGCCUGGCCGCUAGGAGGAUUAAACAUCAUUUUUCAACAGAGUUGCCAGUAUUGUUAGUUGAUAGUAUUUGCAUCUACUAAUCACCUUUUCAGGACUGCGAUACUAGCGAUCCAAGCGAGGGUUUUUUCGCGAAUAGACCAUUAUGAAGACACGAAAUAAUUUUUUUCGUUUUUUUCAUUCGUCGAGUAGAGUUUAUUGGAAAAAUAGUUCCUAAAUUUCAUCUUAUUUGUUCAUUUAAUCGUGUAAUUAAAUUAAAACAAUCGCAGAAAUUAAAAUGGCGGAAUUAGAGUUAAAAAUCUUACGAACAUCACCAAAACACAAACGUUUCGGUUUCGGGUUUCCGAGAUGAUCUGUGGUUUUUUCUCGCUAUCCAGUUUUUUCUGUAACGCUAUGGCUGCGUGAAUCAUUUUCAACUUUUUCAAGUUUGAGCGGGAAUGAAUGUUUUUCCAUUGGAAAUUGUUGAUAAUUUUAUCGAAUAAGUAGUAAAAGUUCGCGAAAUUCCAACUUUUGAACGAAAGUUUAGUAUUAUUCGUUUAAAAAAUGUACGCUUAUUACAUUUCCGCCAUCUUUGAAUCUCUUCGGUGACUAAUUUCUAUUCAUCUAACGUUACUUUACUUUCGAUUUACCACUUUACCGGUACUAUCUUCGAAUUCUUCGUACGACGAAAUGUCUUCUAAAACCUUACAGCAAGUGUACGCCGAUUGUGUAUCGGCAGCUAAGCUUUCUCCAUCAAUUACUGUACAGAAAGGUAAUCUGUACCGGUGGAAAGGACGUGUAGCAAGUUCGAUUACAGCUGAACUAAAGUACCGAUCGUUACCUCAUUACGGGCUCGAAAUUGUCGAUAAUACAGCUUCUAUUCCUUGUAUAAUUGUUGAUCCAGUGGCGGCUGUAUCUAAGUUUUUGGCAUAUUGCGAUCAGACGAUCAUUAUACGAGAUCCUCACUUUAGUGUUGAAGUUGUGCUUACAGAAUCGAAACAGUACGACUUGGUGCAUUUGUUUCUCGAACCUGAUACUGUAAAGUUACCGGAUCAAGGUCCAAAUAUUACUGUAGCUGCAUCGAUACUUGAAACGACCAAAGUUAACGAUAAAAAUCAAGGUUUCGUGAUCAAUAUUAUUCCACUUAAGAUAUCAUCUGCUAUUUUAACAUCGAAAAACGAAGUUAUAUGUUUGGUUUUGGCUACCGUAAUUUAUCAAGAUGAAGAUCGUAAAAAAGACGACGUUUGGUUGGUUUUAAGGAACGAACAAGUUACCUGGAAAGAAUUUCUAAUCUCGAACAGAAAUUAUACUCUUAGUUUACCCAGUACCGAAUGCUUAAAUGAUUUUAAAAAAUACAAAUCGUUUCACAUGAUCGCAGAUAAGUACUUGGAUUUACCUCACCGGCAAAUGUUCCACCAUAAAGAUCUCAUUAAAACCAUGGCUGUUACCUUGUUACCAGAAAAUUCUCAAAUCUCGUCGAAUUUCACUCUAAACGAUGAAAUCCCCACCGAAGACUGGUUCAGUAUUUUAGACGACCGACUCUACAAGUUGAAAUUCGCCUCCGUUUACGGCGUAAUUAAAGAUAUAAAUUACCUGGAAUCUUGGAACAUGAUGAAUUGCCCUUGGUGCGACCCUCCUGGCCAAAUCGAUCGCCCAGAAUGCAACUCAACGCCUGAGAAACCUGCUCAAGAUGCUCCCAAACAUCAAUGGAGUUCCCUUGUAUCGCAAUUUAGCUACAAGACCGAAGACACGAUACAUUUACCUCGAAUGAAAAUUGAUCCUCCGAAAAGCAAAGUCACCGGAUUCGGUAUCAGAGGUGGCAAAAUAAACGUACAAAUAACCUUACAAGAGGUUUCAACUGCUAGAGUAACAUAUGUGUUUCUAAAACGUUGGAAAAUGGAACAGUAUCCGGCCGGAUUGGCUAAAGGAGUCACCGUUUGUUUCACCGAUGUUAAUAUUAAACGUUCUAGAAAAAAUAAUUUAUAUUUCGUCAACACUCCGCUGACCAGGAUACUUCAUUUGAACGUGUUUAAUACUUUAAAAGACGAUUCAGGAUCUCAUUGGGGCGUAUUUGGAUUUCCUUAUUUGGACGAUGAAAGAGUAUGGGGUACAUUGGAACUAGAAAUGCUGGCUAAAGUAUCCAUCACGACCAAAUGUAAAUUAUGUAAUGAAAUAUUCGCUCGAUUUCGUUGUCCCAAUGUUUUCUGCGCCAAUCACCGAAAGAACUUCGAUGAAGCUACGUACGAAGUCACAGCUACCGCGAGAUUAUUCAUCAGAGGUCCGGCCAACGUUCCGGCAAACACACUGUACUUGAAAAACGAACACGUCCAAAUGUACCUCGACUUACCAGAUCGAAUAUGGCGUAAACUAUGCAGAUAUUCGGCUUUUUCGGAGCUCGUAUAUUCUCCUUAUUUCAGCGACUUAUCGUCUGAAAACACCAACGUUUUGAUAAAAUGUCUUUCGUCGUAUUGCAAAUAUCUGAGCAAAACCAGAUUCCACGUUUAUUGUAAACGAUUCAAAGGAGAUGCCAGCAAAGAAAGAAAAUACUUUUGCGUCGAAAUGAAAAAAAUCGAUCCUCAUAGAUUCGCAGCGACAGGUGCUUUACUCGAAGAUACGAGUACUUCGGAAUCGGAACAAAGUCGAACCGAGUCUUCCAUCGAAGCUGAUAAAUAAUAUGGUGAUAUGAAACUGCUGGAUCCAAAAAAUGGCUUCGUUUUUGAAAGGAUAAUUAAUAAGAAAGAUGUACUCCUACCUGUUGUCAAUGCUGCAUUUCAGGAGAAUUUCACCGAUAUUUUGACUGUGACAAAAAAUACUAUCGAUCCUCAACAUACCGUCGGUCAUCUAGUUGCGUUUGACAUUCACUGCAAAACUUCAGAUAACCGUUCGGUGAUUAUCGAGAUACAACUGUCAACCGUGAAAAGCUCCCUGGCAAGAUCCGUAUAUUUCGCGUCGAAGGCAUAUUCCAGCCAAUUAGACGGAAUGAAAUUCAAACCAAACAUGUACGAUGUAUUAAAACCUGUAUACUCGUUGGAAUUCACAAAUUUCAAUUUAUUCCCCGAGACGGAGCAUUUCAUCUCGAAACAUGCGCUGAUGAAUCAAAAAACCGGUGAAAUAGAUAUCAAAGAAAUGAAAUUUACGUACGUGGAACUCAAUAAGUUGAAGAAGAAAGGAGUGAAAUCUCAUAAACAACUCGUUACAGAUCUCGAAAAAUUCGCUUAUUUUCUCUUAAACGAUUUGGAGAAUUGUUCAUACGUACAGAUCCUCGGUAACCUUACGAAGACUAAUGAUUGGAUCAUGUCGGCCUCACAAGCCAGAAAUCAAUCAACCUGGACCCAAUCUGAGAUUGAUCAGUUCGUCCAACACGAGGAUUCCCGUUGGAUCUUAAACGACGUGGUAGAUUGCGCUGGAGAAGUAGCAAAGAAAGAAGGCAAGGAAGAAGGCAGGAAAGAAGCUAUGGAAGAAUGGAAUAAACGAGUGAUAAACAACUGUAUAAAGAAAAAAUUUUCUGCGAAAAAGAUAGCCAAAUUAUUCGGGCUUUCCGAAACAGAAGUCAAGGCUCAAAUUGACCAACUUAAUAUUCCUCAUCCGGAGCAAAAAUGCUUAAAAAGGCCGAAAAACUGAAAUGUGUAAGAAUUGUGGAUGAAAAACGUUUUUCUUACAACUUUCCGGUGAAUUUUUUGACAGUUUUCUCGAAAAAAAAAUCGAAAAAUGAGUGUAAAGAAUCAUUAAAAACCGUGUUUUGCUCGUGAAAUGUGUAAAUAUGUACUUUAAAUUUUUUUUAUCGUUGUUUGAAAUUCAUUUUAUUGUUAUUUUUACAAAUGUACUCCAUAUUACUUGUAACUUCUUGAAAAUUGUUAAUUAUGAACUUUUUUUGUUCAAAAAUUAAAAAUACUAAAAAUAAU
Molecule: messenger RNA, 4881 nt
Organism: Planococcus citri (citrus mealybug)
Lineage: Eukaryota; Metazoa; Arthropoda; Insecta; Hemiptera; Pseudococcidae
Exons: 12
Coding region: 1670-3652 (660 amino acids)
Source: RefSeq, a predicted model, not a curated record